This is a messenger RNA of Trichomycterus rosablanca, 5418 nucleotides long. It is a transcript of the gene znf521, whose product is annotated as zinc finger protein 521. The record is from RefSeq and is a predicted model, not a curated record. Gene Ontology annotation, cellular component: chromosome. Gene Ontology annotation, biological process: regulation of transcription by RNA polymerase II. Gene Ontology annotation, molecular function: chromatin insulator sequence binding. NCBI's taxonomy places the organism in Eukaryota, Metazoa, Chordata, Actinopteri, Siluriformes, Trichomycteridae. The transcript is spliced from 8 exons. Bases 169 to 4299 code for a protein of 1376 amino acids.
GAUUCUAGCGCGAUAGCUAGUCCGGUGCAGGAAUUUCUAAGGAUUUUAACCCUCGAACCAGCCGGCACACAAAGCGCACCGAUCGGCGAUCAGCGGGCAGCACUAGUGCGAGUGAGAGCGGCGUGAGAGAGGGAGAGAGAGUCCCCGGUCUCCGCCGCUCUCUGUACGAUGUCGCGCCGCAAGCAAGCCAAGCCAAGAUCACUCCGAGUAGAAGACAAUGUGACAGAGGAUGAGAACACUCCUGGGCUGACUGCCAUUCAAAGCGAUCGCGAGUGUGACCCCAGCGCAGCGUGCGAGGAUGCCGAGGACGGGCGUCUGACGAGGAGAAGGAACUCUCCGGAGGAAGGGGACGAGGGGGAGGAGGAGGACGAGGAGCACAGCUGCCGCUUCUGCCACCAGGUUUUCGACUCAGCGAGCGAUCUAACCCAACACAAGAUUAAUCAGUGCCAGCUGACAGAUGGGGCUGAUAUAGAGGACGACCCCUCGUGUUCUUGGCCUGCCUCUUCACCGUCGAGCAAAGACCAGACCUCUCCCGGCCACGAUUACGAUUUCGGUGAAGACGAAGGUCGUCAUGGUUUGCCCUACCCGUGCCAGUUUUGUGACAAAUCCUUCAGUCGCUUAAGCUUCCUCAAACGGCACGAGCAGAGCCACAGCGACAAGCUGCCGUUCAACUGCACCUUCUGCAGCCGCCUGUUCAAACACAAGCGCAGCCGCGACCGCCACAUCAAGCUUCACACCGGUGACAAGAAGUACCACUGCGGCGAAUGUAACUCCGCUUUCUCACGUAGUGACCACCUGAAGAUCCACAUGAAGACCCACGCAACAAACAAGCCCCAUAAGUGCCCCGUGUGUCGGAGAGGCUUCCUGUCCUCCAGCUCCCUGCACGGACACAUGCAGGUUCACGAACGAGGAAAGGACGGCCAGAGCGCUGGGAUUCCUGGAGCCGAGGAGUGGAAGCUGAAAGAGGCACGCAAAUGCAGCCGGUGCGAAGAGGGAUUCGACGUGCCUGAGGAGUUGCAGAAGCACAUCGCAGAGUGCCAUCCUGAGUGCUCACCUCCCGAGGUAGGAAGUGCAGGGCCUGGCCUGCAGUGCAUCUACUGCCAUGAGCCGUUCAGCGAUGAGGGCACUUUACUUAGCCAUAUUGACCAAGCGCAUGGUCGAGACCAGAAGGGUCAUACGUGCACUGUGUGCUCCGAGCACUUCCCCACUGUGGAGGAGUUGUAUGCCCACAUGGACGUUCAUCAACUCCCUGAGUCCAGCAAUCACAGCAACAGUCCGUCAUUGUUGACCGUUGGCUAUACAUCAGUCUCAAGCACUACUCCGGACUCGAACCUCUCUGUAGACAGUUCGACCAUGGUAGAUCCUGCUCCCACUGUGCCCAAGACCCGCGGGAGAAGAAAGCGUGCAGCCCAACAUGCCAACGAUAUCUGUGGACGAUCUGCCAAACAGCCUAAAGUGGCUUACAGCUGCAUUUACUGCAACAAGCAAGUGUUUUCCAGCCUCGCUGUUCUUCAGAUUCACCUCAAGACGAUGCACGUGGACAAACCAGAGCAGGCUCAUACCUGCCAGUUCUGUCUGGAGAUCCUUCCGUCUCUGUUUAACCUGAACGAGCAUCUGAAGCAGGUCCACAACGCUGAAGAUACGUCGGCUCUACUCGCUGGCCUGUCUGACGCCUUGCUACAGUGCAACUUCUGUCCAGAGAUGCACGGAGAUCUCAACGCUCUGCAGGAACACAUCAGAUGCUCGCACGGCUUUCCGAGCCCUGUAGCCAAGGAGAGCAAUGCCUUCUUCUGUCCGCAGUGCUUCAUGGGAUUCCUGACUGAGACUACUUUAGAAGAACAUGUCCGACAGACCCACUGUGACUCCGGCAGCUUGCGCUUUGACUCUCCCCUCUCGGUUACUCCCAAAGAUCCUAUAAUGGAGGUCUAUUCUUGCUCUUACUGCACCAACUCUCCCAUCUUUAACAGUGUCCUGAAGCUGAACAAACACAUCAAGGAGAACCACAAGAACAUCCCCCUGGCCUUGAAUUAUAUCAACAAUGGGAGAAGAACCUACAGAGCUCUUAGCCCUUCGUCAUCCAUAUCUGCUGACCAAGCCACUCUUCUCAAACCUGGCAGCGCUUCAUCACGCUCAGCAAGUGAAUUCAUCUGUAACCAGUGUGGUGCUAAGUACACUAGUCUAGAUCUUUUCCAGACCCACCUGAAAACUCACCUUGAUGGUAUGCUGCCACAGCUCACCUGCCCACAGUGCAACAAGGACUUUCAAAGCCAGGAGGCUCUCCUGAAGCACGUGACGGUCCACUUCACGGUCACCUCCACCUACUACAUCUGCGAGAGCUGCGACAAGCAGUUCACAUCGGUGGACGACCUGCAGAAGCAUCUCCUCGACAUGCACACCUUCGUGUUCUUCCGCUGCACACUUUGCCAAGAGGUAUUCGACUCUAAAGUGUCGACUCAGCUUCAUCUCGCGGUCAAACACAGCAAUGAAAAGAAGGUCUACCGCUGCACGUCUUGUAGCUGGGAUUUCCGGAAUGAGAGCGACCUUCAGCUGCACGUCAAGCACAGCCACUUGGAGAACCAGGGUCGGGUGCACCGGUGCAUAUUCUGUGGUGAAUCCUUCGGCACAGAGGUAGAGCUGCAGUGCCAUAUCACUACGCACAGCAAGAAAUACAACUGCCGCUUCUGCAACAAGGCUUUCCAUGCUAUCAUCCUGUUGGAACGUCACUUACGUGAGAAGCAUUGCGUCUUCGAGGGCAAAGCUCAAAACUGUGGCACCAACGGCACUACAAGUGGUGGUGGUGUGGACUCGGUCGUCAAAGAAGAUGCAGAACUGCCCGGCAUCCUGACCAACAGCCACGGAGGAGCUGGUACGGGCGAAUCUCACAACAGUCGCGAUGGAAGCGAAGAGGAUGUUGAGUCCUCUGAGGUCAUGUAUACCUGUGAUAUCUGUGGGGCAUCCUACACCAUGGAGUCACUCCUGACCAAUCACCAGCUUCGUGAUCAUAACAUCCGCCCAGGAGAGACUGCCAUUCACAAGAAGAAGGCGGAAAUGAUCAAAGGGAACCACAAAUGCAACGUUUGCUCUCGGACAUUCUUCGCCGAAGCGGGGCUCCGCGAGCAUAUGCAGACCCAUCUGGGACCGGUCAAGCACUACAUGUGCCCUAUCUGCGGAGAACGCUUCCCCUCAUUGCUUACCCUCACCGAGCAUAAGGUCACACACAGUAAGAGCUUGGACACGGGUAGCUGUCGAAUCUGCAAGUUACCUCUGCAGAGUGAAGAGGAUUUCCUAGAGCACUGUCAAAUGCAUCCGGAUUUGCGCAACUCCUUGACCGGCUUUCGCUGUGUGGUCUGCAUGCAGACCGUCACUUCAUCCUUGGAGCUCAAGAUCCACGGCACCUUCCACAUGCAGAAGACCGGAACCAUGUCCACGAACCACAUGAGCGGACGCACCUCCGUGCCUUACCACCAACCUCACCAGACCCAGAAGCUCUUCAAAUGCGCCUCGUGUCUCAAAGAGUUCCGCUCCAAGCAGGACUUGGUGAAGCUCGAUAUCAACGGGCUGCCGUACGGUCUGUGCGCCUCGUGCGUCAGCGCGAGCAAAAGCGCCAGUCCGACCGUCAACGGUGCAAACAAGCAGCAAGGGGUACAAGCGCCCGUACUCUCAACUGCAGGCUGGAGCCAGGGCGAAAGUCUGAGCCCCACUGGGGUGAAAAGGAAGGGCACUACGUAUUCCACGUCAUCCUCUUCGUCGGUAUCGUCGACCGUCGCCAAGACGCGAUGCUCCAGCUGCAACGUGAAGUUCGAAUCGGAGGCGGAGCUUCAGACUCAUCUUCAAACGGUGCACCGGGACCAGGCGGGAGAGGGCAGCGGGGGGCAAAUGAGGACGCCUCAAGGAUCCCCCAUGCUGAAAGUGAGUCCUUCGCAAAGUGAAGAGAAGAAAACGUACCAGUGCAUAAAGUGUCAGAUGGUCUUCCACAGCGAGUGGGACAUUCAGGUUCACGUGGCCAAUCACAUGCUCGAAGAGGGCCUGAACCACGAGUGUAAGCUGUGCAAUCAGACCUUCGACUCUCCAGCAAAGCUGCAGUGCCAUCUGAUCGAGCACAGCUUCGAAGGCAUGGGGGGAACUUUCAAGUGCCCCGUCUGUUUCACUGUGUUUGUGCAGGCCAGUAAGCUGCAGCAGCACAUCUUCUCAGCUCACGGUCAGGAGGAUAAAAUCUACGACUGCACUCAGUGUCCACAGAAAUUCUUCUUCCAAACAGAACUUCAGAAUCACACCCUGAGCCAGCACAGCAGCAGCUAACAAGGAGGUCCGACUCGAAAACGCGAGCCUCGUCGACUGCAUCUGGACUCUAGUUCAUUAACUGUUUGUUUCUUUUGGUCAAAUUUGCACUGAAAUUUUUAUUUCAGUUAAAAACGGAUCAACAUCCGAAGGCAAAAAAGGACAGAUCUUUGUGAAUCUUGAUGUCUGUAAAUACCGUUCUUACUGUUUUGCUGUUUUAGAGUUCUUGCGGUUGCCAUUGUACAUAAUAUUUGGUUGGAAUUGAAAAAAAAAAAACGUAUUACAUUUAAUUCUGAAUGAGCGAGUCUUCAGCCGAGGAGGAUUUUCAGCUGGAUGCACCUUGUGGAAGUGUGGAACCACCCACCUGAUCACCAGCAUGGCCCGAGCGAACAAUUUUACUCACGGUGCCUCCGCUGACGUUCUUGGACGGACUCCAUAUAUAUGCAACAAGUUUCUCAUUAAAAGAAGCGUCCGAAUAUUUUCAGGUUGGCGAGAGCUCACAGGUGUGACCCAGCGCUCGUCCUCUGUCCUCACGUAACCCACUUGUACAUUUCGGUUAUUAAUGUUUUCCCCUCGCCUAAGGCUGGAUAUGACUGGAAAUGUCCUUUUUUCUCCUCUUGGUCAGUUCUGUGCAAUGAGGGAAUAAAUAAAUUCCGUUUCAGGUCUGUUCUGGCUGCUAUCUUUUCCUUCUGAGGGUUCGGGUACAAAAACGGAUUUUUUUUAAUCCGAACCUUCGUUCACGAGGCAGCCAAGCAGAGUCUUUUCUGUGGCUAUGCUAUUGCUGUGUACAUGCUGUGAAACAUGCUAAUAUGGACAGUAGAUCGUUCCGUGGAUCGCGGCUCCGUGGAUCACCGGUAUAAACCGCUACCAGUUUUGCAUUAGUCAAACCUGAAUGCACUUUUCUAACGCUCCGUUGUUUGAUGGAUGUCUUCGGCGGAGCAGUGCUCGACGAGUGACUGGCAAUUCAGUCACCGAAACUUUGGCGAAUUACACUUUUACCAAGUCGUGGUGUUGAUGGAGCGGGGCGGAAAUGUUAUAUACAAAUAUUAACCAAGGUCUGAAUUUGCUGGACCUCUUUUUGUGUUCUCAUGUGAUGAAAACAUUAAAAAAAAUAACAUUAAAAUUGUAUCAUGAUAUGAA